This is a messenger RNA of Falco peregrinus (peregrine falcon), 571 nucleotides long. RefSeq names its product peptidase inhibitor 3 (gene PI3). Bases 93 to 323 code for a protein of 76 amino acids. Gene Ontology annotation, cellular component: extracellular region. Gene Ontology annotation, molecular function: peptidase inhibitor activity. NCBI's taxonomy places the organism in Eukaryota, Metazoa, Chordata, Aves, Falconiformes, Falconidae. The transcript is spliced from 3 exons. The record is from RefSeq and is a predicted model, not a curated record.
CCCAGCCCCAUCCCCACCCCCACCCUCCUCAAGGGUUUAAAUGUCAGCAUCCCCCAGCUCUUCAUACUCACACCUCUCAGAGACACGGCAGCAUGAAGUCAGUGGCCGCCCUUCUUCUGGUGGGGAUGCUCAUCCUCUGGACAGACCUGCCAACAGGCAGCACCUGGUCCUGUCCGCCUGUCCACAUCACCUGCGCGAUGCACAACCCACCAAAUAAGUGCUACUUAGACAGGCAGUGUCCGCGCUACAAGAAGUGCUGCAGGGGCUUCUGCGGGAGGAGAUGCAUAUCGCGCCCAUCUUCCAUCCCCAUCAGCUAUGCGUAAGCUCCCACUCCCAGGGCAGGCUGAAGGCCGCCUCAGCACCCCCAUGUCACCUCUGGCACCAGCCACCCACACCUCUGCGAAGGCUUGUCCUGCCCAGUGCCAGCUCCCAGGACAACGGGGACAGCCACCAGCCCACGCUCAGAGACCACCCUGCCGACGGCUGACACAGUGCUACAUGCUGCCUGCUUGCCUUCUCCCUCUGCUUCCCCAUGGCUGUUUUAACAAAUAAAAGAGCUUAUCCCAGGGAA